Carya illinoinensis is the source of this 1273-nucleotide messenger RNA. RefSeq names its product expansin-like B1. Gene Ontology annotation, cellular component: extracellular region. Gene Ontology annotation, biological process: sexual reproduction. Lineage: Eukaryota; Viridiplantae; Streptophyta; Magnoliopsida; Fagales; Juglandaceae. The transcript has 4 exons. The coding region runs from base 245 to 1012 and encodes 255 amino acids. The record is from RefSeq and is a predicted model, not a curated record.
AUUCCCUUCUCUCUUAGUGGGACAAAAAUGUGCCUAUCUCUCACCUCAACCCAUGACCUUUUCUUGUCGCCGCUCAAGUCCUAUAAAUGCUAGACUAUGAUUUCUUUGCUUCCCAGUUCUACUUAGCCUCCUCGUCCAUUUUCUUCUACAACUGAUCUGGCUGCAUGCUUUUUAAUUAGAGCUUUAGUUUUGGUCUCUUUCUUCCAUUAUCUUACGCUUUAUCAAGAAACCUUGCCAUUAAGAUAUGGGGCUUGCAGUACUUGAAAACCAAGUUGGUAUUCUUUGUGUGAUUUGCAUGGUUCUGCUCUUGCCUACUCUAUGCACCUCUCAUGACAUUUUUACUUACUCAUCAAGAGCAAGCUACUAUGGUGGUCGUAACAGCCUUGGUGGGACUCCAAGAGGAGCUUGUGGGUUUGGAGAAUUCGGAAAGACUGUCAAUGAUGGCUUCGUGACUGGAGUCUCUAAGCUAUAUAGGAAUGGAACUGGUUGUGGUGCUUGCUAUAAGGUUAGAUGCACAUCAUCACAAUAUUGUAGUGAUGGAGGAGUGAACGUGGUGGUGACUGACUAUAGUGAAGGUGAUAAGACUGACUUCAUACUAAGCUCCCGAGCCUUCACAAGAUUGGCACACCCUGGUUCCAAAGGGGCCAAGGAGUUGUUUGGUCGUGGUGUGAUUGACGUAGAAUACCGAAGGGUCCCAUGCCGCUACCCUGGUUACAACGUUAUGUUCAAGGUCCAUGAGAAAAGCAAAUAUCCUAAUUAUCUAGCUAUAAUGGUUAUAUAUGCAGCUGGGAUAAACGACAUUACAGCCGUCCAAUUGUGUCAGAAGGAUUGCAAACAAUGGAGGAGCAUGCGUAAAGCCUUUGGGGCAGUGUGGGAGAUGUCUAAUCCAGUACCAAGUGGUUCAAUAAAAUUAAGGUUUCAAGUGCAUGGCAACAAAUGGGUGGAAUCCAAAAAAGAUUUGCCUGCUUUGUGGAAAGUUGGGGCUGCGUAUGACUCAAAUAUUCAGCUCUAAAUCAAUUAGAAAGCUCUUUCAAUUUUAAUAAUAUUUUGAUGUUUUUGUUAGAUAUAAGUAUGAUCAUUGCAUGGGUUACUAUGUAAUUGAUUAUUAGUUUCUAUCUACUUACUGGGGUAUUGUAUUUUAAUGUAUUGUAUACUUUGUCAGCAUAAGUGUUCUUGGUCAUGUUGUAAUAUAAAUAAUAGGCCAGGUUAAUGUUGUACUGUGGGGAUGAUGACAAGAGAUCAUGAGUAUGAAUAAAUUUCCGAUUAUAAGGAA